This is a messenger RNA of Aspergillus ruber CBS 135680, 1653 nucleotides long. RefSeq lists its product as uncharacterized. The record is from RefSeq and is a predicted model, not a curated record. Lineage: Eukaryota; Fungi; Ascomycota; Eurotiomycetes; Eurotiales; Aspergillaceae. The transcript has 2 exons. The coding region runs from base 69 to 1559 and encodes 496 amino acids.
CCCAAAUCCCUCGAAGAGUCAAACAUCCAUUUCUUCAAUAUUUCCCCUUGUCCUAGCCCAUCCUGAAAAUGGAGUCCCUUAGUCAAGAAAUCCUGGAAUUAAUCAUUCCUCAUCUCUUUGAAACCCCCCCAAUCAAAAAUCCCACGCCCGGGGACCCCAAACCAGUUCUAAACGUCGCCCAGUACGCGACCAUCUCGCGCAAAUGGCAAAACGCAGUGGAACGCUUUACAAUGGCGGACAUUAAGAAAUACAGCACCGAUCUGGACAUGUUCCGUCAAGUAUUCUCAUCUCCACGACGAAGAAAUUUUUUGCGAAAGCUGGACUAUGAAAUCGACCUGCCGGCCUACAGCAAGAACCGCAUAUUCUGUAUCGAAAGAAGGAGAGAAAUCAAAGCAAACAAUGAAGCUUUCAGUCGAGGCGUAACGGACUUUUUUGAUGUCAUAUCCUCCUGGAGAACGCAGGGCAUCGAUUUAACUCUCGGUGCAUCCUCACCUACGGAUUAUGGUCGGAGACCGCCAGAGCUUGAUUCUGGGUUGUCACACGAGCGGUGGAGCUUUGAAGAUAACUACCUUACUUUAGACGAGGUUUCUUUGUCCCAAUCACCGUCUAUUGAAGCCUUAAGUAUUGCCAACGGAACACGCUACCUGCAUCCUUCGGCUAUUGGGAAGAUUAUCGCCUCAUUGCCCAGUCUGGAACGGUUGACUCUGGAACUAAGCGCACCCAAGGCUAAACAGGUAGAGAUGCAAAAUGAACAUAGGCUAUGCCUUGCAAAGGCAUUGGAGUCGCCAUCAAUAAGUAACCUGCGGACAUUGAACAUCUACACCGAGCGAGGCAUUCCGUGUAACCACAACUUCAAAAACCGACCCGAUGAUCCCAACUACCCAGAUGGAGAUGUCUUGAAUGUUGCCAUUCGCAAACUGGCAGAGAACACUCGUCUGACAAACCUCAAUCUCACCGAGGAUUGGCUGGUCUCACCUGCACUAUUCAACGGAGAAAAAACAUUUCCAUAUCUUGAGAAAGUGCAGAUUCAAGGAGCGCUCAUUACUUACGAUGGUCGAUGGUAUUACACCGGAAAUCCUACCGAUGUCGAAGCAUAUUAUGAACAGUCUCGGGAUGAUACAUACGAUGUCGAUGACUCUGACUCAAACUCUUCCUUUAAUUCUGAAUUCGGGGAUUCUCUGCCAGAAUGCAGAGAGGUCCUUUUGAACGGUGGCGACCCCCAACAUAUGUGGAGGACACAGCCAGAUCCGCAGAUGUUCGAUCCUCUCAUGAAGAUAAUGGCUACUGCAGUACUCCGGAUGCCUUCACUACAGAAUCUCUACUUCUCGAUGGGGAUGAGUUCUAUGUUCUAUCAUGGUAUCACAUUUGAAUACUUGAAUCCCGGAGAGCACCCCGAGUGGUUUGAAUACCCUCGAAAGACCGUCGAGCUGGAUACGACCCGGUGCUACGUAACAAUUAUGCCCGAAGCAAGGUGGGAUGUUCCUGGUGAUAUCGCAACUCUGUGGAAGAAAAUUGUCGGAGAUAAGGGUGUCGUUGCUGUUGAGCCUUUCCCAAUGUAAUAUAAUUCAAACUAUCACCAGGGAUCAUUUCUUGAUGAAAAAUUGAUGUACUUGAACUGAUAAGGAAUACGAAUCGAUCGUGAUUGCGAAAGAG